AGGGGGAGGAAAUAGGAGGCGCAGGAUAUAUCACGGCUGCAAAACCGGAGCGUGGAGUAAACAGUUGGAGAUUCGAGUAGAGGAACCUUGAGAGCAGCUCGGAAUCUGUGUGUCAUCCGGUGCAUGUGGACUGACUGACAACGUGGAAGGGAUGGUGCUGUGCUGGUUAAUGUUGAGUUUGGUUCUCCAAACUCUCCACGCCCACAAUGACUUCUUCACAUCUAUUGGCCAGAUGACGGACCUGCUGUACACAGAGAAGGACCUGGUAACAUCACUGAAAGAUUACAUCAGAGCUGAAGAAAAGAAACUGGCGCAGGUUAAACAAUGGGCUGAGAAGUUGGACUCUUUGACAAUAACGGCGAUGGAGGACCCUGAGCGCUUCGUAGGUCACCCGGUCAACGCCUUUAAGCUGAUGAAGAGACUGAACACGGAGUGGGCCGAUGUGGAGAGUCUCGUACUCAGUGACACCACUGACGGUUUUAUCUCGAAUUUGACGGUACAGAAGCAGUACUUUCCCAAUGAUGAGGAUGAAAAAGGAGCAGCGAAAGCUUUACUGCGACUGCAGGACACGUACCAGCUCUCAGCCAACACCAUUUCUGCUGGAGAUCUGCCUGGUGUGGUCCAUAAGAGCCGUAUGACGGUGGAGGACUGCUUCGAGCUGGGGAAGGUGGCGUACUCGGAGGCGGAUUACUACCACACCGAGCUGUGGAUGACUCAAGCGCUCAAACAGCUGGACGAAGGAGAGGACUCGCCCGUGGACAAAGUGACCGUCAUGGACUACCUCAGCUAUGCCAUUUACCAGCAGGGCGAGUUAGACCGCGCGCUGGAGCUCACCAAGAGGAUGCUUAAGCUGGAUCCCACUCACCAGCGUGCCAACGGAAACCUGAAGUACUUCGAGGUCCAGCUUGAGAAGCAGAGGAAAGAGGAAGAAGCUGCAGAAGGUCAAACGGGAGAGAAGAGACAUGUGGAUAAACGGGACGUGCAGAUGAGGCGCUCCAGAGACCCACUGCCCGAGAGGAAGAGAUACGAACAGCUAUGCAGAGGAGAGGGAGUGAAAAUGACUCGUCGCAGGCAGAGUCGUCUGUUCUGCCGAUACGUCGACAACAAUCGCAAUCCUCGUCUGCUGUUGGCUCCCAUCAAGCAGGAGGACGAGUGGGACCGCCCACACAUUGUCCGCUACUACGACAUCAUCUCCGAUUACGAGAUCGGAAAGGUCAAGGAACUCGCCAAGCCCAGGCUCCGGAGGGCCACCAUCUCGAACCCCGUCACAGGCGUGCUCGAGACUGCCCCCUACAGGAUCAGCAAGAGGCGUGCCACAGUGCAUGACCCAGCUACGGGAAAACUCACCACGGCUCAGUACAGAGUCUGCAAAAGUGCCUGGUUAACAAGUGACGAGCACCCAGUGAUCGAGAGGAUCAACCAGCGUAUCGAGGACGUCACGGGUCUGAACAUGCUCACAGCCGAGGAGCUGCAGGUAGCAAAUUAUGGUGUUGGAGGACAGUAUGAGCCACAUUUUGACUUUGGAAGGAAAGAUGAGCCAGAUGCAUUUAAAGAACUUGGCACAGGGAACCGAAUCGCCACCUGGCUCUUUUAUAUGAGCGACGUGGCAGCAGGGGGCGCUACAGUUUUCACAGAUGUUGGAGCUGCAGUUUGGCCCAAAAAGGGAACAGCAGUUUUCUGGUAUAACCUGUUCCCUAGUGGAGAGGGGGAUUAUAGCACAAGGCACGCCGCCUGUCCUGUACUGGUGGGCAACAAGUGGGUGUCGAACAAAUGGGUCCACGAGAGAGGGCAGGAAUUUAGGCGACCCUGUGCCCUCAGUGAAACCGAAUGACGAACAGAAAACCUUUCUUCCUCCUCCUCCUCCUCCAUCCAUUACACCUUCAGUACACUGACAAUCUCGAAUUAGAUUUGCCAUUGCUCUUUACUUUUAGAGCAGCAACUGGUCUGUUUCACAUGUAGAAAUGGUCAACAUUAAGGACACACACACACACACACACAGAGUCUAACAGAGUCUAAACUUUAACCACUGAAGCGGCCAAGCACUCCAAACAUAAAAAAUAAAGGAAUUAAACACAGGCGUUGUUUAUGUAAGAGUUCAACUCUGACCAAAGGAGCCAUUAUAUAUACAGAAAUAAAUCAGGGUUGGACCGUUCCAGCAGACGUUCAGUCUUUUUCUUUUUUUUUACAAAACCCAAAUUCCUGGUGUGACCAAGUGUUAUGUUUUUUCCCUUUUUUUGUUUCUGGGUUUCAUUUUUAUUUAUCUGAAGAGGUCAAAACCUUUCGUGUUGUUUCGUUGUCUGUGCAAAUGUUAUAAAGUGUCGUGUUUUCUAUGGAAAUAAAAAACAAUGUGCCUUUCA
Molecule: messenger RNA, 2357 nt
Organism: Silurus meridionalis
Lineage: Eukaryota; Metazoa; Chordata; Actinopteri; Siluriformes; Siluridae
Gene: p4ha1b
Product: prolyl 4-hydroxylase, alpha polypeptide I b
Exons: 16
Coding region: 152-1831 (559 amino acids)
Biological process (GO): peptidyl-proline hydroxylation to 4-hydroxy-L-proline
Cellular component (GO): endoplasmic reticulum
Molecular function (GO): protein binding; procollagen-proline 4-dioxygenase activity; L-ascorbic acid binding
Source: RefSeq, a predicted model, not a curated record